Schistosoma turkestanicum is the source of this 276-nucleotide messenger RNA. The record is from the annotation of a GenBank genome assembly. Lineage: Eukaryota; Metazoa; Platyhelminthes; Trematoda; Strigeidida; Schistosomatidae.
AUGGAAUUGCCUGGUAAAUGUUGUCCAGCUCAGUUUGACGUAGUAUACAAUGAUGAUGAUCUGCAUGUUUGUUCUCUAAACACUCAAUACCAUUCACUGAAAUUACAAUAUAAACGUGAACAACCAUUUUUAGCUGUCAACAUUUUUACUGGCGAUAACAAUAAUUUAGAGUUGACUGAAGACUCACCUUUAACCAUCAAUGACACAUGUAACUUGUCGCAUUGUUGUUUUGUAAUUACGAUAUUCAAUUCAUUGUCACAAUUUCAUAUUUUUUGA